Mixia osmundae IAM 14324 is the source of this 579-nucleotide messenger RNA. RefSeq lists its product as uncharacterized. Bases 1 to 579 code for a protein of 192 amino acids. The transcript is spliced from 2 exons. The record is from RefSeq and is a predicted model, not a curated record. NCBI's taxonomy places the organism in Eukaryota, Fungi, Basidiomycota, Mixiomycetes, Mixiales, Mixiaceae.
AUGAGCAAGGUCAAGCGGCAGUAUGUCGCCCUUGCCGGUGGGCUGGCUUUGCUCGGAUCAGCAGCCUUCUGGAUCUACAGCAAGGCCGUCAGCACGCAAGAGCUCGAAGACGACUCUACCCCGUCAUCGACGCAGCUUGCAUUGCCAAAGUCAAGAGGCAGACGACUACGUGCCUCGCUAGCAUGUCCAACUCUACCGCCGCCCAGUGUCCUGCAAAAACUGUCAGAGGGCUAUACGCUCCACAUCAUCCUGCCAUGCGAUGCACCCAGCGAUGACAGGAACAUCGUGCUGCCCAGCGUGCCCCAGGAGCUCCUUGACCUCGCUGGUUUCGACACGCGCAGACUCCUCUGGCACUCGCUAGACGAAGGAAAGCUUCAUCUGACGCGCCACCUGGCCGCAGACGUGCACAUCGAAGCCCUCUUGCCCGAAGCGAGCUAUGCAGACCUGACGAAGCUCACAGACGGUAUCAAGACUUUUGUCGGUCGACUCAAUGUCAUCAUGCCAUCUUCCGGCGGCCCAACGCCAGCCGGAGUACGCCUGUUCGCGUCGUGGCAGCGACUCCAAGACACGCUUGCUUGA